AUGGCCAAAUGUCAUUAUUGUGGAAAUCUGAUUAAAUGCAAGGAUGGGACAAGUGCUAUGACUAUGCAUCUGAAAAGAUGUAAGGAGUGUCCUGAUAAUCAAGAACGCAAAAGGCAAAAAACAUCUUCCUCAACAAAGCCAACCAAAGAGGAAUUAGGUGUUGCCUCUUCACCUCAUUCAAUUUUUGACCAAGAGCCACUGUUUGAUAUUCCAUCAUGCUCUACAUUAAGGCAUGCUAUUUGGUCACUUUAUGAUGUAGAGAGAGAAAGAAUUAAAAUUUUCAUCUCAAAAUAUUGUGAGAUGGUUUGUCUUACGACGGACACAUGGAUUUCUAUCCAAAUUCUAAGCUACAUGAGUCUAACUGCACAUUUCAUUGAUAAAAAAUGGAAUUUGCAUAAGAGAAUCUUGAAUUUUUGUCAAAUCACAAGCCAUACAAGAGAGUUCAUGGUUAAGGAAGUCGAGACAUGUUUAAAUGCUUGGGAGUUGAAUCGUGUCUUUAGCAUAACAGUAGAUAAUGCAUCGUCCAACGACGUCGGAAUUAAAUUUAUGAAGAAGUGGAUGAAUGCAAAGAACUGUUUGAUCUUGAAUGGAGAAUAUAUCCAUAUGUGGUGUUGUGCAAAUAUCUUGAGUUUGAUUGUAAAUGAAAGUUUAAAAGAUGAGGACAUUUCUAUCACAAGAAUCUGGAAAGCAGUCAAGUAUGUGAGAUUGUCUCCUUCAAGAUUGGCAAGGUUUAAGGGAAGCGUUGAAAGGGAGAAAAUUUCUUAUAAAGGUCUCAUAUGUCUAGAUGUGGAAACCAUAUGGAAUUCUACAUAUUUGAUGUUAAUAAUGGCUGUGAAGUAUAACAAAACCUUUAAUUUGUUAGAAAUUUCCUAUGCUAAGGAUUGGGACUUUGCUAAUAUGGUGCUUCCCUUUUUGAGGAUUUUCUAUGAUGCUACUAUGCAUAUUUCCGGCUCUUCAUAUGUUAAUAGUAACAUAUAUAUGAAGGAGGUAUUUGCUAUUGGAAGGAAGAAUCGAUUAUUAAGCGAGCACAAUGAUGCAAGCAUAAAGUCGAUGGGUAUUAGUAUGAAGAGUAAAUAUUACAAGUAUUGGGGCAACGUUGAUGGAAUAAACAUGUUGUUACUGAUUGCUGUUGUAUUGGACCCAAUUUGCAAAUUUGGAUAUGUAAACUACUUUCUUAAUUAUUUUUUUGAAGUAGAUGGCGAGGCAUUGAAGACGAAAUUGUCAUCUUCCUUAAAAUCAAUUUAUCGAGAAUAUGAAGGUAGUGAGGAAGGUUCUCAAAGUAUGGGAGAAUCACAACCAGAGGAAGAUGAUAAUGAUGUAAAUGCAUCAGAGUAUGCUUUCAGCAUUAGAGGAAUGGUGUUGGAUCCUUAUCGAAAUAAUCUUACACCUACGAUUGUGGAAGGGCUUGUUUGCACUCAAGAUUGGCUGAAAGGAUCUCCUUUCUCAAAUCUAUUUGAUGAGGACCUUGAAGAACUUGAAAACCUUUGA
Molecule: messenger RNA, 1488 nt
Organism: Cicer arietinum (chickpea)
Lineage: Eukaryota; Viridiplantae; Streptophyta; Magnoliopsida; Fabales; Fabaceae
Product: zinc finger BED domain-containing protein RICESLEEPER 2-like
Molecular function (GO): protein dimerization activity; DNA binding
Source: RefSeq, a predicted model, not a curated record